Messenger RNA from Rhodotorula toruloides NP11, 1398 nucleotides. RefSeq names its product Major Facilitator Superfamily protein. Gene Ontology annotation, molecular function: transmembrane transporter activity. The transcript is spliced from 10 exons. Gene Ontology annotation, biological process: transmembrane transport. The record is from RefSeq and is a predicted model, not a curated record. NCBI's taxonomy places the organism in Eukaryota, Fungi, Basidiomycota, Microbotryomycetes, Sporidiobolales, Sporidiobolaceae. The coding region runs from base 1 to 1398 and encodes 465 amino acids.
AUGUCGCUGGAACGCUCUCCCUCCUCAUCCUUCGACGAGAAGGAUGGGUCCGCUAUCGCUGAGCCUGCCGGCGCUGCUCUUUCAAGGAGGACUUGGUUCAGGACUUCGUUCUUCCAGAUCACCGUCGUCGGGCUCUGCGCCUUCCUCAGUCCCGGGUUGUGGAACUCGAUGAACUCGCUCGGCGCCGGCGGAGGCCAAAGUCCCUUUCUCGCCAACGCCGCCAAUUCAAUCGUCUUCGGUCUGAUGGUCUUGACAUGCCUGCUCGGCUCGACCAUUACGAACAAGCUCUCUUACCGCUGGGCGCUCGUUCUCGGCGCAUCCGGCUACGCUCCUUACGCCGGAGGACUCGUCCUUAAUUUGAAGAAUGGAUCAUCAUGGCUGGUCUACCUCGGCAGCGUGACCUGCGGUCUCUCCGCCGGUCUGUUCUGGAGUGUUGAGGGCGCCAUUGCUCUUGGUUAUCCCGAAGAGAACAAGCGCGGACGUUAUCUUUCGUACUGGCUCGCCUGGCGCAACGGCGGUCAGAUCCUCGGCGGCGCCAUCAGCCUCGGCCUGAACGCCAAGGGCAACAAAAUCGGCGCAAUCGGCCGCGAGACCUACUACGUCUUCAUUGCGCUGCAAGCAUUCGCACCCUUCGUCGCUGUCCUUCUUUCAAACCCUCCGCAAGUCCAGCGCAAGGACCGCACGCCUGUCAAAAUGGAGAACCACAUCGGCCUCAAAGCGGAGCUGAAGGAGGUCUGGGACACGCUCACGCGUCGUGAGGUUCUCUGGCUCGUUCCCGUCUCGCUCUUCGCCCAGUGGCCGUCGAGCUACGUCAACACAUUCUUUUCGCUGUACUUCACCGUGCGCGCUAGGGCCCUCGGAUCCCUCCUUAUCGCGAUUCUCAGCGUCAUCGGCAACGUCCUCCUGGGCUUCUGGCUCGACAAUAAGCGAGUCAGCAAGAAGGUCAAGACUCGCGUCGCGUUUGUCGGCCUGAUGACGAUCUUUGGCGGCGUGUUCAGCUGGCUCACUGUCCUCCAGACCCGCUUCCUCAAGCACAAGCCAAAGCUCGACUGGACCGAUGGCCACGCCUUCUCCGAAGCUUUCGGCGCCUACGUGAUCUUCUACAUCGUCUACUACACCCUCCAGAACGUCCUCUACUACAUCUUCUCCGAGCUCGCCCGCAACCCGAAGGAGCUCAUCCGCCUCUCGUCAAUCCUGCGCGGCGCAGAGUCGGCUGGUUCUGCCUGCGGAUACGGCGUGUCGGCGCGCAAGGUCUUGCCCAUGACGGUCCCGCUCGGCAUCGACUUCGGACUCUGGGGCGUCGCGUUCGCGGCGGCAAUGUUCACGGUCAAGGACGUUGGGACAAAGUGGGAGCUGAACAAGGAUGUGAAGGAGGAGAAGCAAGACGAGGUUCACUAG